Messenger RNA from Diaporthe batatas, 2633 nucleotides. Its product is annotated as sulfate adenylyltransferase. NCBI's taxonomy places the organism in Eukaryota, Fungi, Ascomycota, Sordariomycetes, Diaporthales, Diaporthaceae. The record is from RefSeq and is a predicted model, not a curated record. Gene Ontology annotation, biological process: sulfur amino acid metabolic process. Gene Ontology annotation, cellular component: cytoplasm. The coding region runs from base 694 to 2418 and encodes 574 amino acids. The transcript has 5 exons. Gene Ontology annotation, molecular function: adenylylsulfate kinase activity; sulfate adenylyltransferase (ATP) activity; ATP binding.
CUCCGGAUAGCCUAUCGCGCUUGGCGGCCAGCCACCGGUUACGGCACCGGUGAUCACGCAAUUUGUGCUAGAGGAAUCAGGUCCAAACGAGUAUUCGUGGGUCUCCAAUCCCCUUCCGGGCUGCAAAUGGUUUUUUCCCUUGCAGUGCGACUCAGGACACAACACAGGAGCAACUGCUGCGAGAAGGCAGUAACAUCGCCAACUGAUUAUCGAGGACGCCCUCCUUCCGAAGCCCUUCGUUGUCUCGAUUCAGGUCACCAAAACCUUGCGCACACCGUUGCCAGCACAGUGACCAGUGUCAGCGACCCGGACGGGAAUACCCAGUCCACCCAGGUAAGGUACUCUCUCGACUUCACCAACUCUCCACACCCGGUUUCGUAAGCCAUCCGCGGGUGGUCCCACGCUCUUAUAUAAAAUCCCUGGGGAUCCUCCGGAGGGGGGAUCAGACACAAGACUCGCCUCCUUCCUGUUCUCGAUUUCUUGUUAGGCUUGUCUACUCCCGUCAUCCUUCCCUCCCUCUUGUCAUCCUCUCUGCUCUCACCCUCCCACAUCCGCUUUUUUUCGUUGUCGUGCUUGCGGUUGACUUACUCCCGGCCGAUAGCCGCAUAACGCCAUACCCGAGCCGGACCCGCGACCCGUGUCCCGCGAUAACAGAUUUCAGAUCUCUAUCCUGAGAUCUCAUAUUCAGACGAAAUGGCGAACCCCCCCCACGGAGGUGUCCUCAAGGACUUGCUCGCACGCGAUGCUCCUCGUCACGAUGAGCUCGCAGCAGAGGCCGAGUCCCUCACUGCUCUCGUCCUGACCGAGCGUCAGCUUUGCGAUCUCGAGCUGAUCCUGAACGGUGGCUUUUCUCCACUUGAAGGUUUCAUGAACGAGAAGGACUACAAUGGAGUCGUCAAGGAGAACCGUCUUGCCAAUGGCAUUCUCUUUUCCAUGCCCAUCACCCUGGAUGUCUCCAAGUCUGAGAUCGAUGAGCUAGGCCUUGCGCCCGGCAAGAAGAUCACACUGCGGGACUUCCGGGAUGACCGCAACCUGGCCAUCCUGACCAUUGAGGACAUCUACAAGCCUGACAAGGCUCUCGAGGCCACAGAGGUCUUCGGUGACAACGACCAGGCUCACCCUGCCGUCAAGUACCUCUUCAACACCGCCGGCGAGUUCUACGUCGGUGGUAAGCUCGAGGCUGUCAGCCGUCUGCAGCACUACGACUUCGUCGACCUGAGAUACACUCCUGCGGAGAUUCGAUCACACUUCGACAAGCUGGGUUGGACCCGCGUUGUCGCUUUCCAGACCCGCAACCCCAUGCACCGUGCUCACCGUGAGCUGACCGUGCGUGCGGCUCGCUCUCACCACGCAAAUGUUCUCAUCCACCCCGUUGUGGGACUCACCAAGCCUGGUGAUAUCGACCACUUCACCCGUGUGCGUGUGUACAAGGCCCUCCUUCCCAGGUACCCCAACGGCAUGGCCGUGCUGGGCCUGCUGCCUUUGGCUAUGCGUAUGGGCGGUCCCCGCGAGGCUAUCUGGCACGCCAUCAUCCGUAAGAACCAUGGUGCGACACACUUCAUUGUUGGCCGUGAUCAUGCCGGCCCCGGCAAGAACAGCAAGGGCGUUGACUUCUACGGCCCUUACGAUGCCCAGUACGCCGUCGAGAAAUACCGCGACGAGCUCGGCAUUGAGGUCGUGCCUUUCCAGAUGAUGACCUACCUGCCCGACAGCGACGAGUACGCCCCUGUCGACACCAUCCCCAAGGACGUCAGGACACUCAACAUCUCCGGAACCGAGCUUCGGUCAAGACUCCGAAGUGGCCGCGAUAUCCCCGAAUGGUUCUCGUACCCCGAGGUCGUCAAGGUCCUGCGCGAGUCCCACCCUCCCCGUGCCCAGCAGGGCUUCACCAUCUUCUUGACGGGCUACAUGAACUCCGGCAAGGACCAGAUUGCCCGCGCCCUGCAGGUGACACUGAACCAGCAAGGUGGCCGCUCCGUGUCCAUGCUCCUGGGCGAGACGGUGCGCUCGGAGCUGUCGUCGGAGCUGGGUUUCUCCAAGGAGGACCGCAACAAGAACAUCGGCCGUAUCGCUUUCGUCGCCUCGGAGCUGACCCGCUCGGGCGCGGCCGUCAUCGCGGCGCCCAUUGCGCCCUUCGAGGAGUCUCGUGCGCACGCCCGCGAGCUGGUUGAGAAGUACGGUGACUUCUACCUCGUGCAUGUCGCAACCCCGCUCGAGCAUUGCGAGAAGACCGACAAGCGUGGCAUCUACGCCCGCGCCCGCGCCGGCGAGGUCAAGGGCUUCACCGGUGUCGACGACCCCUAUGAGGCUCCUGCCAAGCCCAAUCUGGUCGUUGACGCCUCCAAGCAGACCGUGCGGUCCAUUGUUCACCAGAUCGUGCUGAUGCUGGAGAGCCAGGGUCUGCUGGACCGCUUCUAGGGUUUUCGUGGUUGGCGUGGCGUUUAAGAGUGGGAAGGAACCAAAAAGGAGAGCAAGAGCCUAGGAAAAUAGACGGGCGAUUUCGUCGACCCGAGAAGACGGUAUCUUGGGCUCGGCAGCGUUGGGACAGAUUUGUUUGGGAUACAUGGGAGAACAAUGCACCUUGCUGUUCACUUAGAUAUCGGGCCUUCGAAUGCAGCCAUACACAUUCUACA